UCGUAAAUUGCACGCCUCUGUUGAAAACUCUUUUUAAUGUAAUGUAUAAAAUAAAAGAAAAAAAUGAAAACGGUCAUUUAAAUUGAGAGUGUAAUCAAGGCAGAUUGGGCAGCAGCGUCGUCGUCGUCGCGUCACACCUUUAUUUUUUGUCGGCGAGAGCAGCAGUAGCGCGUAGAAUUUGGAGCAGCCAGCGCAGCGAAAUACAGGAAUUGGAAUCCCAAUCAGCAGGCGAAUUAUAACGGGGCAGCAGCAAUAGCAGCCGCAGCAACAGCAACAAUAACAACAACAAUUCUAAUUCAACUACGCACCCAUUAACACCCGCCCCCCAUCCUUGCCAGCCCCCAAAGCCCCGCCUCCCACAACCCCCACGCCCUCCGGAACGCCCGCACUUUUGACACAAACACAGAGACACACAUUAAAAAAAAAAACAAAAAGAAUCAAAAAAAAAAAAACACCAAAACACAUAUAUACUUAUCAACCGAGCGACAAAAAACCGACCGCAUUUAUCAUCCGCACAUCGCACAUCGCAUUGUUUGCUAUUGUUGUCUGCUCCGAUUUGCACGCGAAGGAGCAGACAAAGAGGACGCGCCGAGGAGGAGGGGAAGGAGGCGGCGCAGGAGGGGAGGAGACGCCGACAAAGGAUCCGAAGGCAUCCAGUAGUAUCCUGCAUCUAUGGGUCAAAAGGCGAGCACUCCGGCGACCAGUGGCCAGCAGAGCCCUCGCUCCAGGACAUUCUCGAGUAGUUCCACCGGAGCAGCCGACCACACGGCCCAGCCGACGACGCAUCCCGGCCAGAAUCGUGGCGGUGGCGGCAGCGGCAGCGGCGGCCCCAAUGACGCCGGCCAGGGCUUCAAUCUGCUGCGCACCCUGCCCGGCCUGCAGGUGUACAGCAACCACAAUCAGAACUCCACGUCCAUCGAUCGCCAGCGGGCGCGGAGUCUGAGCUCCGUGCCGGACAUCCAGCAGCAGGCGGCCCAGCAGCAGCAGGUGGGCUCGAUCACCUCGUCCGGCAGCAGUCCGCAUUCGCAUCCGCACGCGGCCCAUGGCCACCCUGCCGUGGGUGUCUCCGUGUCGGCGAACGCGGCCAAUGCGAACAGUAACAGCAACAGCAGCUUCCCGGCCGCCGGGAACAACAAUGGAUCCGCCACGCAGCCCUACAUGCAGCAGAGACGCACCCUGGGCGAUUCCAUACGGGACAUGUCAAUGACCGGCAGCAAUAUCGCCGAGAGCAUCGCCCUGGCCGCUUCCGCCACGUCCGCCAAUGGGAUCGGCCGUGUGUACACGGCCACCUCGCUUCCAUCGCACAUUUGGUCCUUCAAUGGUAUCAAGUGCCCUGUGUGCAAUAAGUUUGUGUUGCCGGACGACAUUGAAUGCCAUUUAGUCAUGUGCCUAACGAAACCACGACUCUCAUAUAACGAGGAUGUUUUGUCAGACGCCAAGGGCGAGUGCGUCAUCUGCCUUGAAGACCUGAGUCCGGGGGACACCAUCGCCCGGCUGCCAUGUCUCUGCAUAUAUCACAAAGGAUGCAUCGACCGUUGGUUUGAGGUGAAUCGCUCCUGUCCCGAGCAUCCUGGAGAUUAGUAAUCCUCGCCAGAGCUCGCCGAGUUGUUUGUGUGGUGCGUUAUGCAAGCGAGGAGGAGCGGUAUUGGAGCAGGAAUGGAACUGGAUCUGGAUCUGGAACUGCAACUGGCCAGUCGGACGCGGUGCGAAGGAGGGUUUUAUCGCUGGGUUAGGGCACAGAUUCCCAGGCCCAGUGACCAAAUAGCUAACACCUGUUCAACACCGCGACGAGCUGGAGCUUGAAAAUAAAGAGCGUUAAGGAUUUAGGAUAAAGAUAUAGGAUGGGAGAGGCUAUGCCACAAAAUGCUGAUCUAAAGAGUGGGAUCGAGCCAUCGAUCAUUUGACCUACCGACCGACCGAUCGACUGCUGACGGAACCCAAAAAAAACACACACAAAUCAAUUGAAACAAAAUAAUUUACAAUGCUAAACUGGCAAAAUAAUAAUAAUAAACAGAGUAAGAGAAAAAUGAAAAAAAAAAAGAAAUCAAAUAACGAAAUCAACCAACCCACAAAACUACAACAACAAGAAGCAACAACCAGAUGAUUAAGAUGACGAGGGAGUGUAAAGCGAAGCAACCAACCAACCAACAAAAGAAUGUCAACCAAUGUGAUGUUAAAUUUUAUAUUUUGUACUAUGGAUAAUGAUGUAAUUGUAAUUGUAAUGUAUAUGUAUGUAUUUAUUAUUUUAAACAGGACUAAAAUAGGAUAAACACAAAAAAAAAAAAAAAAAAACACAAGCGUAAGGAGAGAAUACACACAAAAAGAAAAUAACAAUAACAAAUACUAUUAAUAAUUAUGCUAAAUUAGAAGACAAACAAACGAAAACGAAAAGCAAAGCAACCAAAAAAAAAAAACACUUCAAAUAAGAAUGAAAUGUAACGAAGAUAGAAAACAAUUUUCACCAAUUUCGAUGUAUUUUAAGAUUUGUUUAACAAUCGCAAUCAAUUCACUUUGUGUUUAUCCAUUAGUUAUGGCUAGUUAUAUUUAAAUUAUUGUAAUGUUUUUAUAUCCAUGUUUGUUAUCAACAUUUUGUUUGUGUUUUUGUUUAAACAAAAGAAAAAAAUUUAAUUGACAGAGAUCGAAUGAGUAAUAUUUUAAAUAUUCGCCAUUAUUUGUAAUUUGUCAAUGUGAAGUUCUGGUCAAACGAAAGCUAAGGACAAAUCCAGUUCAAUUUUUUUUUGUUUUUUUAUACUGUCAAAAGCUUCAAACUGGCCAUACAUCCGAUAUCCGUAGACAUUUUGAGCUGGUUGUAAACGAUGCAGCGGCAGCUAAAUUCAAUGGCUGCACCAAUUGCCACCACCAGACCUUUAGUCUCGGAACGCCGAUUGCCUUGAAGCUGUGCGUUUAUUAUCAUUACUGUAUGAUUAUUGUAUGUAAAUUACGACCUACUACCCAUUAUUUUUACUAUCCUUGCUCAUCGAUAACCGGAUCGCAGCGAAGAUUGCGUCGAUGAUCCGCCAAAGUUUCCUUAGCAACCGAAGCAACAGCAGCGACGGCGGCAGCACGUAAGAACUAUUUUGUAAAUGAUAUACUUUAAUGUACUGUACAGAUAUACACCCCAUACACCAUGCAUAUAUACAUAUAUAUAUAUAUAGAACGUUGUAUAUGUAUAUUAUAUAUAUAUAUAAAUUGUAACUGUAUAACUAUAGCGUUGCAUUGAGCGAUUGAGGAUACAACUGAUUUCACUCCAAAGCUAAACGAGAAAAUAAAAGCGAAUGCAAAAGCGAUAUAAAUCUAACAUUUAAACACAAAAAUUUCCAUAUUGGUUAUAUUUGAGAAAUGGUUUUUUGUAUCCCGAUGGCAAGAUUGGUAAACUAAUCGAAGCAAAAGCAAAAAAAAAAAAAUGUAAAAGAAAAUAUUUGAACUUUUAUAACCAACCAAAGCGAAUAGAGCAAAUAAAAACGAUUUAGGAUAACAAUUGUCAAGUAAAACGGAAGCGAAACGAGAAGAACUUUAGAAAAUAAAUGAGUGAUUAUAUAUACCACAAAA
This is a messenger RNA of Drosophila elegans, 3549 nucleotides long. RefSeq names its product E3 ubiquitin-protein ligase znrf2. The coding region runs from base 673 to 1581 and encodes 302 amino acids. The record is from RefSeq and is a predicted model, not a curated record. The transcript is spliced from 7 exons. Lineage: Eukaryota; Metazoa; Arthropoda; Insecta; Diptera; Drosophilidae.